Molecule: messenger RNA, 1704 nt
Organism: Stomoxys calcitrans (stable fly)
Lineage: Eukaryota; Metazoa; Arthropoda; Insecta; Diptera; Muscidae
Product: zinc finger protein 239
Exons: 3
Coding region: 26-1609 (527 amino acids)
Biological process (GO): regulation of transcription by RNA polymerase II
Cellular component (GO): nucleus
Molecular function (GO): RNA polymerase II cis-regulatory region sequence-specific DNA binding; zinc ion binding; DNA-binding transcription activator activity, RNA polymerase II-specific
Source: RefSeq, a predicted model, not a curated record
GUUGUGCAUAUAUAAAAGUGCAAGUAUGGAUAAACAAAAAAAUGUUUACAACAAAUGUCGAACGUGUUUAAACAAAAAUAAGGGUAUGCAUUCACUGGAAAAAAUGGCCAUUGAGGAUUCAACAAGAAAAAUAUCCUACGCUCAGCUGCUUAGAGAAAUAACAAAUAUUAAUUUAGAGGACGAUAGAAGUUUCGAAAUGCCUCAAUUUAUAUGCGCCUGCUGCUCGCGUAAAUUAAAAUCUUCCCAUGCGUUUAUCACACAAGCUAGGGAAUCCAAUGACAAACUGCUGGCCAUGAUUACCGCAGAAAUACCGCCUGAUAAACCUCCUCCUUUGGAUUGUUUACAAGAAUCUCAGAUAGACAUAGAAACAUGUCUAGAGAUUAAAAUGGAAAGUGGCGAUGAGAAUGAAGAAAAGGCAAAUAAGCAAGUGAAUUUGGAAAAAGAUAAGCCAAUGGAUUUAGAGGACAAAAGUAUGGAAGACAAAAUAGCCUUAGAAACUGAAAAAGCAAGUGACAAAGAUACAAAGGAAACAUUGGAGGAAGCUUUAGAUGAAUUACCGUUGACACCUGAUAAUGAUUUUGAAUUCGAUUCAAAUUCAUCCAAGAGGGAUGCUGAUUUCUCUGAUGGUAGUGGCGGUGAAUCGGAUAAUGAGGAUUUUACUACCACCGACCCAAGUUGGCAAACAGAAAACGAAGCAUCUACACACAAAGGCAAUCGUGGGGAAAGAAAGAGAAAUUCUUCCAAAGACGACUCUUCUACAGACUUGGCAAUUGCUGUUCCUUGUUUGAAAUGCAAUAAAAUUUUUAAAAAUUCCAAAGUACUAUCACGACACCUGCGUAAUACCCAUGUACCGGAAGAACAAAAAUGUACUUGCCCCUUGUGUGGAGUCAAAUUUACCAGAACUUGUAAUAUGUUCAAACACAUGCGUACUCAGCACGAUCCAGAUACAGUCAAAACUUUGCUUCCAGCCAGUGAAAAAAUGCAUCAAUGCGACAAGUGUCCACAGAAAUAUACCAAGAAGAAACAUUUAAAUAAUCACAUAAAAGCUAAACACGCUAAUGAAUCGGAAACUGGUGAAAAAACAAGUGAAGAUUCCAAAGCCAAGGCUGAAGAUCGCUCCUUAUGUUCAAUAUGCGGCUGUUCAUUUUCCAAGAAAGCCUAUCUUAUUGUUCAUAUGAGACGACACACUGGCGAAAGACCAUUUAAAUGUGAUUUAUGUGACAGAGCAUUUCCUCAUAAUUCGGAGUUGAAAUGUCACCGGCGCAUUCACACCGGAGAAAAACCAUAUAAAUGUAAGCUAUGCGAAAAAGCAUUCCGCGUUUAUAAAAAGUUGGCCACUCAUAUGCGAUCGCAUACCGACGAGCGGCCGUACAAGUGCAAUCAAUGUGAAAGGAGUUUCAAAUAUUCCAAGGAUUUGAAUAUUCACCAUAGAAUACAUACGGGCGAGAGACCGUAUUGCUGCACUGUCUGUGGCAGCACUUUCACACAGAGUAACUCAUUGAAGGCUCAUCGCAUGAAACUGGGCCAUAUGGAAGAUAAUGCACAAGCAGCUGCAGCACCGCCACAACCACCACCACACCCACCAACAGCAACGCAUUUAUUAACUUAAUUUUUAAUUAUUUAUACAUUUGUAUGUAUAUGGUUUUUAGAAAGACAGGACAAGGCUUGAUUAAAGAAACAUGACCAAACAUUGUCCCUUACAUA